This is a messenger RNA of Moneuplotes crassus, 453 nucleotides long. NCBI's taxonomy places the organism in Eukaryota, Ciliophora, Spirotrichea, Euplotida, Euplotidae. The record is from the annotation of a GenBank genome assembly.
AUUUAAAUAAAAUAGAGAAAACCACACCAAGCAUGUGGAGUUCAUCUCAAUGAGAUAUUUUGGAUGAUGAACACUGUAGUAUCCCAAACUUGCCACUAAAGUCAGAUAAAAUCAAUGAUAAUAUGGGAAGCAAAGCUUUCUCUACACAUCUGGGUACUCUUCGAGUCUUUCAGAAGAAUAAGCUCUUAAUAAGAAGCCCUAAUGGUGAAGAGUUUGACAAAGAAGACGUUGAAACAAACACCCAUCACAAAAGGAACCCAUUAUGGAAGAAUUCACUUCCUGAUGUUGCAGAAUCACUUGGACAAAAGUUUAGAAAAAUUCAGCUUUCAAAAUUUAACAGGAGUGAGAAUAUUAAGAGAAUAAACUAUGGAAAUCACAAGGAGAUGAGCAAGCUUUCUUCUCAAAAACUUCUUAAGCUCCUAAUUAAUUAAUUUUAAAUAUCUUUAUGACAAA